GACUGUUUUUGCCUUUCUUGCUUUUGUGGCAAAAGGCCAAGGGAAUGGAUUGUUUUUAGUUAGACUUGGCAAUUUUUGCAGCUUACAGGAUCAGAGACAGGUAGUUAAGAUCUCUUCCUGUGGAAGAGAAUGGCUCUGCAAAGUGUCCUAAAGCGAGCCUCUUGCCUAUUCGUAACGUCAAGCGGUUCGAAUGAGGCUCAGGUGCCGUCCUUCGUUGAUGGAGAGAUAAUUUUCUGCAAGAACAACGUAUGCGUGCACCCUCCGAGUCUCGCUCGCCGUGACCUCCAAGUCCACCAUCACCCUGGCUACCUGAGUAUCGCUGUGAGACUAGUCAAUACCAAACCUACCCUGGUCCUCAGCUGGAUCCCCAAUUCCACUCUGAAAGCGAAUCCAUGGGCCGUGGAGAAAAGAGUUUCCCACCCUGAUGUUCUCGCCAGUGAUGGUCUCAGCUGGCCUGGCUCAGACGAGCUUUCAUGGGACGAUGGAGUUACCUUGGGAAGCCCUAGGAGAGCGUCGACUGAGAGUUGGACGGAUGGCUCUAUCGACUCUGUCAGAAGCCGUCUUCAAGGACUUCAAAUGGACGAAACCCCUUCACCUUAUGCGCGCAGUAGAUCCGACUCCAUCACAUCCACCUCAUCCACAGCUGAUACCAAAUCUCUUGGACCAGAUGACGUACCAAACUGGCUUGUUUCGCCAGAAAUGCUAGCAGUGCAGCACAAUUUAGUCUUCCCAGAAAGUGUAGCAGCCUCGCCAGUCGUUCGCAGACGAUCUUCUGCUCACAUAUGCAGAAGAUUCACAGUUGACCUGAGUGAGAUGAGGUCCUUGCGACUUCUGUCAAGUGGAGGCGGUUGCGAGGACGCUGGAGGAGAAGGCGAGGCUUCGGGCCAAUUGGUGGUGGCCUCACGCGAGUCGCAGUACAAAAUUCUGCACUUCCACCACGGCGGCCUCAAACGCCUUGGUCGAGUGCUCUCUGAAUGGAGUUGUUUGCUGCGACCAGGGGGAAAUGGCGACAACCCAGACGAGGCCGCCUUCAAUGGCCCGUAUUUGCACUUCUUGGUUUGCCGCCCUGAGGUUAGCCCUUCGGAGCUCCACCCUGAAGAGGGACGUGUUGGCCCUCUCAGUCCAGACGCGUGGCACUCUCUUCUUGCAGCUGAGGGUCACGUCCAAGAUGACCUAGCCUUCAGAAAGGCAGUCUUUUUUGGCGGUCUGGAGCCAAGCCUUCGCAGCACAGUUUGGCCUUUUCUCCUAAAGGUUUUCUCUUUCCAAUCAACCUGGGACGAUAGAAACACUCAGAUCCUAGAAGACAGAGCCCAUUACAGCAACCUCAGUUAUAGGAGACAGAAUCUCCUUGGCGAGGAAAAAGAGUUUUUCCACAGAACAAUUGAGUGCGUUGUCGAAAAGGACGUCGUUCGAACAGACAGGACGCACGCUUAUUUUACUGGAGACGACAAUCCACACCUGGAGCAAAUGAAAAAUAUUCUAUUGAAUUACGCCUUCGAACAUCCUGAAGUUGGCUACACUCAAGGCAUGUCGGACCUGCUCGCCCCUGUUCUAGUCGAGAUUCAGAAUGAAGCCGACACAUAUGCCUGCUUUGUCAACCUCAUGCAAAAGGCGCUGUUUGUGUGCUCACCAACCGAUUCUGACAUGGACUUGAACCUGAACUUGCUCCGAGAGCUGAUUCGUGUGAUGUGUCCUCCAUUCUACUCGCACCUGGAGAGUUAUCCAAACGCAUUCGAGCUUCUCUUUGCCCACCGCUGGAUUCUUCUAUGCUUUAAACGAGAGUUCAGCGAGGAGUGCGUUCUGCGGAUGUGGGAGGCCUGCUGGGCCAACUACCUCACAGACUUUUUCCACCUGUUCUUGAGCCUUGCCAUUGUGUGCGUCUACGGCGACGACGUGGUCCAGCAGCGGCUCCGGCCUGACGAGAUGCUCCUGCACUUCAGCUCUUUAGCCAUGCACAUGGAUGGUCAGCUUGUCCUCAGCAAGGCAAGAGGUCUAUUGUACCAGUUUCGUCUCAUGCAGCGCAUUCCGUGCUCUUUGCGCUCAUUGUGCCAGCAGUGCGGCCCAGGGGUGUGGGACAGCACUCACGCUCCAGAUAUUGAGUGUGUGCAUGGAGACCAGCCUUGUCCUCAUAAUUUCUGAUGAACUGGCACCAAAAAAACUUGUGAUUUUACCAAAGCUGAUAGAAUCGAAAACAUGAUAACAUGUCAAUGAAAUACCAAAGAGGAACUUGUCAAUGAAAUGUUUCAUAGUUAAACUGAUUAAAAAUAGUCACUUUGUGUUCAAAGAAAUCAAUUUUUGGAUUUGUAAGAUUUUUUAAUUUGUACAACACUUUUUGUUUGCACUUUAAUUAGAAACUCUUGUGUGAUAUUUAAAUAAAUUUUUAUGCAAUUAAUUUACAA
Molecule: messenger RNA, 2399 nt
Organism: Cloeon dipterum
Lineage: Eukaryota; Metazoa; Arthropoda; Insecta; Ephemeroptera; Baetidae
Gene: TBC1D16
Product: TBC1 domain family member 16
Exons: 11
Coding region: 130-2139 (669 amino acids)
Biological process (GO): activation of GTPase activity
Cellular component (GO): early endosome
Molecular function (GO): GTPase activator activity
Source: RefSeq, a predicted model, not a curated record